AUGUCCUCCGCCAUCGUUUUGGUAGGCAACCAGCAGGUCAUUCCCUUGGCGAGCCGGCUGAUUGUCGGCAUACGUCUGCAGGGCACCAUCGGCUUCGUGGACCCCGCCAGCCCGUAUAUCGUCAAGCCGCGCCCCUAUGCAACCUACUUGGCUACGACGCUGCGGCGCCUGCAGUGCGCCGUUGCGCUGUUUGUGCCAACCAACACGGAGAACGACCGGGAGAUGAUGAGCCUGUUCCACCGUCUCGACUUUCCCGUUCCCUUCCGCUACGUGAACGACCACUCCAAGAUUAUCGGCGCUGGCUCAGGCCGCGGCAACCGCAAGAGAGGCUUGGCGCCCAACAACUACACCGAGUACCUGCGCAUCAUGGCGAACGAGGUGAACGGCACAGGGCAGGACACAAGCCGCAUCCUCUUUAUCGACUCCGAGGUGAACUACCGUUUCUCUCCAGUGCAGACCAUCGUCCUCGACCCCUACGAGCCUCUGACGCGGCGGCAGCAACGAGAACUUGUCAAGCAGCAGCACAGCAACCCGUUCGGUGACGUCUCGUCUCGACACACACGGCGCUGUGUGGCCGCUGCGGCGAGGGCAACGAAGAAGACGGUACGACACCGUGCCAUGGUAAGUGCACAGCAUUUGCAGGAGGAGAUGGACACGCAGCAGAGACAUACAGAUUUCCUGCUAGCAGAGCAGGAGGGAGCGCGGCUGCCACCGGAGAUGCAAGAGGGAGUGCAGGAUGGACAUGGGGGUGACUUCCGUCGCUUUUCACAAGGGAGUCUACAGCGGGGUGGCAACACGUGCGGCCAUCUUUCGAGGAAGCUGUCGACGCCUGGUUCGUCCUCAUCGGUCGAUGUCGAGAACGCCAAGUCGCCUCCCGUUGACAACGGGAGCAUCAACGAAGAGCAGCAGACCGGCACGCUUGCCAUCAACCUGGAAGACUACAGCCUUGUGGCACUGGCAGAGAUGAUGGCAGAGAUGUCGGCCAGCGACACGAGCGUGGCUGAAUACAUCAAGACGGAGCCGCUGAUCGAGAAGGUGGAGGUGCCCUUCCACGGCAAGGCAAACUACCUCGCCCCCGAGAACUGCGACAACAUUGACCUGCUCAACUGGGACGAGAUCCAGGUGAUGGAGAAAGCACGUGGCACGGGAGUGCCCGAGACGGUGGUGGAGACGGAGGACCACAAGGACUUCUUUCGGUGA
Leishmania braziliensis MHOM/BR/75/M2904 is the source of this 1200-nucleotide messenger RNA. RefSeq lists its product as hypothetical. The record is from RefSeq and is a predicted model, not a curated record. Lineage: Eukaryota; Euglenozoa; Kinetoplastea; Trypanosomatida; Trypanosomatidae. Bases 1 to 1200 code for a protein of 399 amino acids. The transcript has a single exon.